Messenger RNA from Candidula unifasciata, 684 nucleotides. The record is from the annotation of a GenBank genome assembly. Lineage: Eukaryota; Metazoa; Mollusca; Gastropoda; Stylommatophora; Geomitridae.
CGGGAAACUGAUGCAGUUAAGAUUAAAACUAAAAUUGUGGAUGACCAAACAGAAACCAUUCGCAGAUUGAAGGAGGCUGUUAUUGAACGAGAGGAAACUAUUAAAGCCACUAGGGAAGAGAACCUGACAGUGCAGAGACACCUGGAGGAGCAGCUGGCAGAAGUGAAGGCGGCCUUGGAUGAUACCAGGGAGCUGCUAGACAAGGCCAUGUUUCGGAAGGAUGAACUAAAACAACAAGUAGCAGAACUGCAACGCGAGCUGAAGGAAUCCAAGGACACUCACAGCUCCCUCAGCACAAGGUGGAAGGAGAAAUCCGAGCUGAUCGGCCGCCUGGAGCAGCAGGUGAUGCAGAUGAAGAACAGCUGGACCCAGAAGGAGGUUCAGCUGAUUGCUGAGAGAGACACUGCACUGAAACAAGCCAAACAAGCCAUUGAGCAGCUCAAGGCGGCAGACACUGCCUUCCGACAGCAGCUGGAGAUGAAGGAGGCCUCUCUUCAGGAAAAGAUAACUCAGUUAGAUUUUGAGAAGCAACAGGAAGUGGAAUUGGCCAAUAAAAAGGUAUCCAUUGUAGAAGACGAGAUGCGUGAUCUGCUCCAAGAAACAGAAGCCAACAAGCGAGCCAUGGAAACCAAGUUAAAGAAACUCACCCAGGCACUGGGGGACCUGCAGAGCAAUUUAAUAUAG